Messenger RNA from Saccostrea cuccullata (small rock oyster), 2253 nucleotides. RefSeq lists its product as uncharacterized. The transcript has a single exon. Lineage: Eukaryota; Metazoa; Mollusca; Bivalvia; Ostreida; Ostreidae. The coding region runs from base 753 to 1652 and encodes 299 amino acids. The record is from RefSeq and is a predicted model, not a curated record.
GGGUGAAACAGAGUUUAAAACACAUUAACGAUUUAGACUUUGUUGUUUUAAGACAAACAUUAAUUUCUUUAUGAACUUUCUUGCAUAGAAACCAAAGUGAGGACAGAGAUUUGUACCAAGUGAUUCCUUAACUCUACGGACUGUCGUUUUAACCUCUUGGAAAAGUAAAUAUUUAAGGGAUUAGUACAUGAACGGCGGUGGACAUUGAGACUUAUAAAUGUUUAUGAAAUCUGAUUUUUUAAUAAAUCAAAGUAUCUGCGUGAGAAGCCCUGACCGAUCGGCAAAGGAUACUUGAAGGUUUAUUAAAAUGUUUAUUUAGUGUUAUUUUCCGUCAAUGGACUUUUGAAUACACAGCAAGUCCUGGAGUCUUCGGUCAGAAAGGACUGUUUGUAGAACAGCUAUAGAACCGGGGAACAAAUAGGCAGUAUGAAUUCUGACCAAUCUGGAAUGUUUCAUGCAAUAAGUUUGUUAAAUGAUAAUAUCCCUAUAGGAAUAAAAUCCACAAUCAAUGAUAUGACGGAUUAGAGCGCCAAAUAACACAUGACAUUGCAAUCCCUCGGGAUAGAUAACUGAAAGUCAAGAUUUUCUCCAUUGACUGCGAAAAGACUUGUAAGACAAGGGAACAUUGCUUCUUUUCAUAAAGAACACAUGUUUGUGUUUUUAAUAAACCAGAGAAAAAAUAUUGGGUGUUUAAACAUUGUUACAAAACCUAGAUUGUGAAAAAGUUUGAUUAAAAAUCUUCUAGUGAGAUCAUGAGGUCCAAUAUCGUGUCGCGUCCCACCACAACGCAGCUCUCGGAAUACGGGUCUCUGGGGUCCUCCAAAACAAAGACGUGGAAGUCCUCCAUGGAAUACCUUAACAAGAAGAAGCAGACCAAAUCCGACAUCUUCCAUGCCGAGUACGAUCAGAAAUUACUGAGACUCAAAGCAAUGUUGAUGUUGGAUAACCAAACAGAGAACGAAGCAAAGGCAAGUAAACUAAACAGGACUGAAGAGACCGAACUAAACACCGUGAAAUCUCAAGUCUGGAAAGAAAGUCUGAGUUACGAGAGACAGUAUAGUCAAAGUGUGCGCCAAUUCCGGGCCCAUUCUGCCCGAGUGUUCCGUAAUUCUGGACAUCCUCCAAUCAGUGGACUCCAAAGAUCCCCGACCCUGGAAUCAUUUCCGAAGGACAAGUUGUUACAGCGUAGGAAGUCUCAGAACCGAGACGUGUUAACUCCUAGACACUGUGUGACUUGUGGACAAAUUCAAGGAGUCAUAAGAGCCUACGAAAAGGAAAGGACAAAUAAUAGUGACUUCAGAAAAAAUUCUGAAAAAGACGAAUGCCGGGUUCCUCAAACUGUAUGUCUGUUUAAUGACAGACAAAUGAAAACGUUUAUCCACUCUCUAGAGACGGAAUACUGCAGUGAAAUGCCGGAUGUUACACAACUGAUCCAGGAUUCUAAAUUCUACCUCCAACAAAACCCAGCGGACACGUCCAGGAUCAGACCGCAAUCAUACCCACUGGAGAUGAUUAGGUUAAAAGAAAGAGUAACAACAUUCUGUAGAAGUCAGGAUAAAUUUAACAAACAACAUCCGAUACCCGGGUGUGUAAAAAUGGAGACGGAUAAAGCCAGGAUAGAUCUGGCAAUAUCAAUCAGAAAACGGCGGUAGGCGCCACUUUCAUAUAAAACAAUUGCAUAAUCCAAUUUUAUGAAAAACUAUCGAGAGAUUGGAUUCAGUUGGAUAAAAGCCAUUCUCCAAUGUCAAUUUUGCAAACAAAUGUGAGAAGAAGAAAGAAAUACCCUGUGCUUUUUUUUCCAAAUGGACAUUUCCUUAUUACCGAGUGAUUGUACUGAAGUAAAACCCCUAUGUACAUAAAACCCAGAGUUUGUCGAUAAAUCGCAGUUUUAAAUUCUUCAAAAUACAUUGUAUUUUCAAUAAAAAUGGAAAUGCAGAGCUCUGAUUUUAGAAAGCAAACCGAAAACCUAAGGUAUUAGAAAAUUUGCUGAAAUACAGAAGGAGGACGUACAGAAAAUGCAUCAAUGCUAAUCCGUGUUUCUGUGGAAUUCAAGAAUGUUCGUAUGACAGUCAGUUGACCUUAUACAGCAAUUUGUUUAUUUAUGAUUUCGUGAUUAACUUAUCUUUUUCUGUUUCCUUUAAAACUACAUUGAAAUGUAUAUUCCACACUGGGGGUAUUAAAAUGAGUUUCAUAUCUAGAAUUUCUAUUGUUUGUGUCGCUUUGUGCAUUGUUCUUUAAAACCUACUUAACAUA